Molecule: messenger RNA, 1380 nt
Organism: Rhodotorula toruloides NP11
Lineage: Eukaryota; Fungi; Basidiomycota; Microbotryomycetes; Sporidiobolales; Sporidiobolaceae
Exons: 2
Coding region: 1-1380 (459 amino acids)
Source: RefSeq, a predicted model, not a curated record
AUGUAUCGCGACCUCCUCACCUUCCUCCUCCUUGCCAGCGCCGGUUCGCUCGCCCUCUCCGCACCCACCUUCAACCCCAAAUUGGCUGGCAUUCCCCCCGCAUCGUCGCCCUCCGCCCACCCCGCUGCCGACACCCUCCCUUUCGCCGACGCACACGAGCGCCGCGCUUGGUCGCGACACCUCGCCAAGCGCCAAGUCGUCGUUCCCAACGUUGCCGCCCCGGCGGUCGUUGCCUCUCCCGCCGUUGUAGCGCCCGUCGCUGCGACCGCCGCGGUAGUCAACACGCCCGCUCAGGCAGUGGCACCGACCUUCAUCAUCGCUCAGCCGAGCUCGGCCGACCCUUUUCCCGCCGCGCCGGUCGUGGCGACUCCAGCGGUUCAGAGCGCCAACAUGCCUCUUCCGGCUGCAGCGACUACGUCUGCCGCGGCCGUGCCGCUCAAGAACCGUCCUGUCGCGUCUUCUAGCGUGCCGACGCCCGAUGCGGCGCCGAUUAGCAGCACCGACUUGCCCUCGUCUGCUCCCGCCUCUUCGAGCGCAAGCGCCUCGUCCUCGUCAGCCGCGAUCAAGUCGUCUGCCUCGCCCGCCUCGCAGUCUUCGAGCGCAACGUCGUCGCCGUCCGCAUCGGCUACAUUGGCGUCAGACAGCUCGAACGGCAACAUCUUCUCUCCCUCGAACCACCUCUUCAUGGUCGGCAUCCUGGUCAUCAUCGGUAUCAUCGUCUUCUCCAUCCUCACUGUGAUCUACCUCGUCAAGCGUCUCGCGCACAGCCCGCGCUACGCCGACUCGCGCGACUACCCCGACGGUUUCCCGCGCGACUUUCUCGACGACAAGGCGCUGUCGAAGAGAUGGAGCCAUACGAGUCAGACGGGACUGUUGUGGGAGGAGGGGGCGAAGGUGCCUGGGUCCAGUGCCGGGGAAGUGGAGGUGAAGGAGGUGAGGAGGAUGGAGCGGCCGACGCAGGAAACAGUUGAGAGGGAGUUUGGAGGACGGCGAGGAGGCGCGCCGCUGCCGCCGGUCAAGGAGGAGCAAGGGCCCACGUCGCGCUGGACGACUUUCACCAAUGCGCCCGAACCGACGCCGCUCGCUGGCCGAGUGGCUUCGUCGACUCUUCCCGUACGACCUGCGCCGCCCUUCCCUCCCCGCCCGUCGUCGGCAGUCCCGCUCCAGCCCGCGCCCGUCCCGCCUCGAGUCUCGUCCGCCCCGCCGACUCUCCCGCCCAAGCCCGCUCCCGUUCCUCCUCCCUCCGCGCGCCAGCCUAACAAGCUUGUCCGCGCCUCGACGACCGCGGCACCGCCACCCGUCGUUCGGGACGCGCACACACUGCAGAAACAUCGUUGGAGCCCGAAGAGGGAGAGUGCGCUGCGGAAUGAGGUUGUCUGA